This is a messenger RNA of Drosophila miranda, 1227 nucleotides long. RefSeq names its product tax1-binding protein 3 homolog. The record is from RefSeq and is a predicted model, not a curated record. The coding region runs from base 109 to 480 and encodes 123 amino acids. Gene Ontology annotation, molecular function: protein binding. Gene Ontology annotation, biological process: neurotransmitter receptor transport, endosome to postsynaptic membrane; neurotransmitter receptor transport postsynaptic membrane to endosome. NCBI's taxonomy places the organism in Eukaryota, Metazoa, Arthropoda, Insecta, Diptera, Drosophilidae. The transcript has 3 exons. Gene Ontology annotation, cellular component: postsynaptic membrane; postsynaptic density; adherens junction.
GCAGAGAAGAAGAAGAUUUUGUUGUGGGCGAGAGCGACUAUUUUGUGCUGAAAAUAAUUACCUGUUAGCAUUUAAUUGCAAUCAAAUCAAACCGAAACAACAGCAAUCAUGGCGAAAAUGGCAUUUCAGCAUCAGGCAGGCACUGCUAUGGAGUGUUUGAGCAUUCCCAUAACGCUGCACAAGGAGAAGGACUAUGAUCAGGAGGGGCGCGAGAUACUCAAGUGCGGAUUCAAAAUCGGUGGCGGCAUCGAUCAGGACUAUAAGAAGAGCCCACAGGGCUAUACGGACUACGGCAUAUACGUCACAGAGGUGCAUGAGGGAAGUCCUGCGGCACGGGCAGGACUGCGCAUCCACGACAAAAUACUCCAGUGCAAUGGCUACGACUUCACAAUGGUCACACAUAAAAAGGCCGUCAGCUACAUUCGGAAAAACCCAAUCCUUAACAUGCUGGUGGCCCGCAAGGGCGUCACCUCCACAUAAAUGAAAACAUGGAGCCGGGCCUCUAAUGUAAGCAGCAGUAUUUAAGCGGCAUAUAAACUAUCUACUUCACUGCCACUCUGUGCUAAGGAUCUCUACGCUCUUUGGAAACUAUCCGAAUACUUAGAUAUACACUAAAUAUAUACUAUCACCCUAUCCACGUAUGUAUGUACAUAUGUAUGUAUACAUACCCUAUGCAUAUCGCACAAACAUACAUACAUACUAUGUAUAGCCAACCGUAAUUGUAGCAAGUAGUAAUGCUUCUUGGUAAAUUCAAUUUCUUUGCCUUGCCUUGGUUUAUGUAGCCGCAUGCCUGGGUUGUUAUGUGAUUUGUGCUGCUCAUCAGUUGCUGAUCGAAUUGCCAAUAUAUCCCAGUGUAAAGAACACAUCGCCAAAUACCGAAUACAAACAAACAGAAGCGUGAACAUAAACAUACUCGUAGACAUGCCACCAUCAGAUUUGAUAUAAACAAUUUUGUACUUUUAUAAAUGUGCGUAGCAACAGGCGCUAUCGCUACCACAGCACCAUUCCAAAAACUGAAACGAAACUCAAGCGCGAAACAAAGCAAAUAACUAAUGCAAAGUUGUUGAAACAUACAUACAUAAAUACAUAGUACAUACUUGUGAUAAAUGCCCGUUAACUGUGCAGAGAUGUGUGUAUACAAAAUAUACAUACCAUAACUUAAGUUUUACAAUUGAGUUUUUUAAUGUUAAAUUGCAUUUGAAUAAAUGUUUGCAAGGAAUUGUCUAA